AAAGAACUCAACGCGCCGACGUCCGUGUGCAAACGUCCAGCUGAAAGGCGCGCCGAGCUUGAACGUCGCUAAAGUCGGCAGCGAAAAACACAACGGAAGAGAUUGUGCCUCAAUUCGGAAAACAUGCAUGGGAUGUCAUUUCACUUUGGCUUCGGAGAAACCAUACUCUUCGACGGCUGGAAGACGACGGAUCUGAACGGCAUCAUCGGCUCGAUGGUCGGCAUCGCGAUCAUGGGAAUGAUCUACGAAGCUUUGAAAAAUUACAGGGAAUAUCUCAACGUAACCAGCGCACUCCACAAUGUCCACGGCUCCCAGUCGAGAGUAGAGCGCAUGUUCUCCGCGGUGCAUAUCGUGCAAACAGCACUCCAGGCAGUCCAAGUGGUGUUGGGCUACUUUCUGAUGUUCAUAUUCAUGACCUACAACGUGUACCUUUGCAUUGCUGUGCUCGUCGGCUCUGUCCUGGGUUACUUCCUCUUCGCUUGGAAAUCCUCUAGAUGCGAUAUUAGCGAGUGUUGCUUGUGAAUGCUUUCUUCGCGGACUCGAAUUAUUAUUUUUUUUAACUGUGAUACAUUAUACCAGUUUCAGUCUCUUUAUGUAUACGCGACGGAUAAAUUUGUUAUAAUGCUUGAUUAUGACACAUUGAGUAUUAAUUAAUUCAUUAAGAUUUUAUACAACUUUUAAUAAAUCUAUU
Molecule: messenger RNA, 691 nt
Organism: Phymastichus coffea
Lineage: Eukaryota; Metazoa; Arthropoda; Insecta; Hymenoptera; Eulophidae
Product: high affinity copper uptake protein 1-like
Exons: 4
Coding region: 124-522 (132 amino acids)
Biological process (GO): copper ion transmembrane transport
Cellular component (GO): membrane
Molecular function (GO): copper ion transmembrane transporter activity
Source: RefSeq, a predicted model, not a curated record